AUGCUUCUUUUCUUAUUUUCUGUGCCGCUUGUUAGCGCGGGGCUAGAAGUUAGAGGAAGAACUCCGGACGUGUUUUACGAUUACGAAGUUGAUUGUUCGGACGAAUACUGGCAAUUCAAUGAUCCUGAGUGCCAGCAAGAAAUAACUAAUGAAGAGAACACUCGAGUUGGAGAUAGAAUUUAUCCUAUCAUGGGAGACUGGAGCACAUGGACUGCCUGUGACAAAUCUUGUGAAGAAGGUAGUCAAACAAGGGUCCGGUUUUGUGCGAAGGAAGAUAUUUGCCACGAGGAGAGCCAGAAAGAGGUCCGUGCAUGCAACACAAAAAUAAGGCGCAAUAGAAGUCCGUGGAAUGAAUGGUCCUCAUGCUCUUCGGAUUGCACAAGAUUCCGUCUGAAGGUCUGCAAAGACGAUAACUUCUGUGGAUGUCGAGAUCUUCGUCGGACAGAAGAUUGCUCAAAUGGAAUGUGCAGACGCUGCAUGGCUAAUCCAGAAAACUGGGAAGACAGCAGCGGUGACACAUGUGUUGCAUAUGGAAAAGAAGGCUGGUGCAAUGAGCAUGGAGAAAAGGGACCAAACUGGCCAACAACUGGACAUUUAGCUAAAGCGACUUUCGACACAUACUCCAAUGAGGGAUUCAAUGCCAGACAGUGUCCGGAAUGUGGAUGUACUGAAGUUUGA
This is a messenger RNA of Oikopleura dioica, 678 nucleotides long. The record is from the annotation of a GenBank genome assembly. NCBI's taxonomy places the organism in Eukaryota, Metazoa, Chordata, Appendicularia, Copelata, Oikopleuridae.